AAAGACUUAAAGAGGUGCUGCCUGUUUGACACUCAGCAGUAGAAAUGGCAGAAAGGGAGAGGAAGAAGAAGAAAAGGUCUACCUCUGCAGCCUCAGGCCCUUCCUCCAUGUCUGAAGAGCCAAUCAGCUCCUGCAGUGAGCCAUCAAUCAGUUCUGAGGCGAGUGAAAGUGAGUCUGCAGCUCCCAGCCAUGUUUCUAUGAAGAGUGAUCGAUCCAUAUACAAUCCUCUCAACUUUGGAGUGAAGACACAGAAAUGUUCUGAAGCGAGCGUUACUGAGUCUGCGGCUCCCAGUUUUGUUUCUAUGAAGAGUGAUCAAUCCAUGUACGAGCCCCUCACUUUUGAGACAAAGACACAAAGGCAACUGAUUGGGGAGCCAUCUAGCUGUUCAGUGUGUAAUGAGGAUCUGAGGGAUCCAGUCCAUUUCUCCUGCGGACACUGGACUUGCAAGCAGUGUGUCAGUUCAGAAUGGGACCAUUCUGACCCACCAGCAGACUACCCCUGCCCUGAAUGUGUAAAGAAACUCAGAAAACCCCAACAAAAUACAGACGAAGACACGGGUAAAGCAAAGAAAGCAAAACAUUUCAAAAGAAUAAUGCAAAAGAACAAAUCUGAUGAAAAUGAUGACCAAGACAGCUCUGUAGAAGAAAUCUACACAGCACUCCACAUCACUACUGGAGAGAGUUUUGGGCUUCAUGAAGAACAUGAGGUCAGAUACUUCAAACAUAAACUGGACAAGAACUCUUUGAGCGAUGUGGACCUCAAUGAUAUCUUCAAACCUUUGCCUGGCCAAGAGAAACCCCACAGGACAGUCCUGACGAAGGGCGUAGCAGGAAUUGGAAAAUCUUUUGCUGUGCAGAAGUUUGUUCGUGACUGGGCCCAAGAAGAAGCAAACCUGGACAUUGAUUUUGUUUUCAGUUUUGCUUUUCGAGAGCUAAAUUUGACUACAGAUGAGAAAAGCUUGCUUGAGCUCCUGACUGAAUUCCACCCUGCUCCCCUGAGUCUGAAAGAUACAGAGGAUUUCGUCAAAGACAGGGUUUUGGUGAUCCUGGACGGCCUGGAUGAAAGCAGACUUCAACUGGACUUUGAGAACUGUAAGAAAGUAACGUCUCCCAGUGAAGUAACAUCUGUGGAUAAUCUCCUUACAAACCUCAUCCAGGGAAACCUUCUUCCUAAUGCUAAGAUCUGGAUAACUUCCCGUCCAGCAGCAGCCAAUCAGAUCCCUGCAGAGUACAUCGACAUGGUGACGGAGAUAAGAGGGUUCAAUGACCCACAAAAAGAGGAAUACUUCAGGAGGAGAUUUAGUCAAGACUUGAGCCUGGCCGACAGCAUCACUUCACACAUCCAGUCUUCAGAGAGUCUCGACAUCAUGUGCCACAUCCCGAUCUUCUGCUGGAUUUCUGCCGUAUUAUUUGAGGAGGUCUUUGGGGGAGACGAGAAAGCAGAAUCUCCUCAAACUCUGACAGAAAUGAUGGCACAUUUCCUGUUUGUCCAGACAAAACGCAGAAGUAGAAAAUAUGAUCAGAAGACAGAGAAAAACAAAGAGCAAUUUCUCAAGUCACAGAAAGAAUUUCUCAUGAAACUCGGCAAGCUUGCAUUUGAUCAGCUGCUGCAGAACAACCUCAUCUUCUAUGAGGAAGACUUUGAAGGAUGUGGCAUCAACAUAACUGAAGCAGUGAUCUACUCUGGAUUUUGCAACACAGUUCUCAGAGAAGAAAAAAUGUUUUCUCAGAAAAAGGUCUUCUUCUUUGUGCACCUGACCAUACAGGAGUUCCUUGCAGCUCUUUAUGUCUACGACUGUUUCACAAACAAGAAAACAACUGAGCUUAGCAGCUUCCUCGAUCUGAAGCAGGGAGAACAUUCACUGCUCGAUCUUCUAAAGAUGACAGUUGACAAAGUGCUGGAGGAGAAGAACGGCCACCUGGACUUCUUCUUGCGAUUCCUCUUUGGCCUCUUGGUCGAAUCCAACCGAAGAGUCAUUCAGGGUCUGCUGACAUCGCCAGAUCCAAGUCAAGAUACCGACAAGAAAGUCCUGAGUCACCUCAAAGCCAUCCGAAGGAAGACCCUCUCUCCAGACAGUUGCAUCAACCUCUUCCAGACCAUGGUUGAAAUGAGAGACAACAAAGUCAAAGAUGAGAUUCAGGAAUAUCUCAGAUUGUCAGAUCAGGAGAAAAAGGGGCUGACUCCCCUGCACUGCUCUGCAGCGGCCUACAUGCUACAGGUUUCAAAAAGUGAUGUGGAGGUGUUGGACUUGAAGAGUUACAACACGUCAGAUGAAGGCAGAAGGAGACUAAUACCAGCUGUGAGGAGCAGCAAAAAGGCCAUACUAGCAGACUGCAAAGUGACAGCAGAGUGGGUUAAGCUCCUGGCCUUUGGACUCAAGUUCCCCUACUCACCUCUAAGAGAUCUGGACCUGAGCAACAAUGAUCUGAAAGAUUCAGGAGUGGAGUUCCUCUGUGAAGGACUGUCAAGUCAAUGGUGCAAACUGAAGAAACUGAGGUUGUCAGGUUGUCAGAUCACAGAGAUCGGCUGUGCUUCUCUGGUGUCAGCCCUGAAAUCAAACCCCUCCCAUCUGGAAGAGUUGGACCUGAGUUACAACCAUCCAGGAGAUUCAGGAGUGAAGCAGCUCUCUGACCUGAAGGAUGAGCCACAUUACAAGCUCAAUGAUCUCAACAUUGAGCAUGGUGGAAGUCACCGGAUGAAACCAGGAUUUAAGAAGUAUGCCCGCAAACUCACUCUGGACCCCAAAACAGCCCACAAGAACCUCCGUCUGUCUGAGGGGAACAGAAAGGUGACCAGGGUGAAAGAGGAGCAGUCAUAUCCUGAUGAUCCAGAGAGGUUUGAUCUCUGCCCACAAGUGCUUUGUAAGGAGGGUCUAAAUCAGCGCUGCUACUUGGAGGUGGAGGUGGAUGAACCAUUUAACAUUGGGGUAACAUACAAAACCAUCAGCAGAAAAGGGGAUGUGAAUGAUUGCAAGCUGGGUCAAAAUGAUAAGUCUUGGUCUCUGGUUGGCUCUGAUGACGGUUGUUACGUUAUGCACAACAACAAGAGUACCAGCGUAGGUUCACUCUGUUCACGCUCCAGUCGGUUAGGAGUGUAUCUGGACUGGCCAGCCGGCACUCUGUCCUUCUACAGAGUUUCCUCUGACAGUCGAACUCACCUGCAUACCUUCAAAGCAGAGUUCAGUGAGCCCCUCUAUCCUGCUGUUGAAUUUGUAACUCAGUCCUCUGCUUUGUUUUGUCAGCUAACGUAAGCAGAAAACUGCAACUCAGCCAAGAUCUGCAUGUGAAUGAUCGGCACAUGUCGUUUUAGACGCACAAAGGAUUAGCUGCUCCUAUUCGUCUGUAGCAUGUCUGUUCAAAGCAGAGUUGUUG
Scomber japonicus (chub mackerel) is the source of this 3372-nucleotide messenger RNA. RefSeq names its product NACHT, LRR and PYD domains-containing protein 12-like. Gene Ontology annotation, molecular function: protein binding. The record is from RefSeq and is a predicted model, not a curated record. The transcript has 9 exons. Bases 45 to 3251 code for a protein of 1068 amino acids. Lineage: Eukaryota; Metazoa; Chordata; Actinopteri; Scombriformes; Scombridae.